Molecule: messenger RNA, 2041 nt
Organism: Ooceraea biroi (clonal raider ant)
Lineage: Eukaryota; Metazoa; Arthropoda; Insecta; Hymenoptera; Formicidae
Gene: Sgsh
Product: N-sulfoglucosamine sulfohydrolase
Biological process (GO): heparan sulfate proteoglycan catabolic process; glycosaminoglycan catabolic process
Molecular function (GO): N-sulfoglucosamine sulfohydrolase activity
Source: RefSeq, a predicted model, not a curated record
ACACAGCAACGUGUGUCACGUGAUAAUCGAUAUCACGGAUGAUCAAUCGUCGCUCAUCAUUUCGAAAGGACGGAAGAUGCUUGAUUGGCACGACUGACGGCACGUGUCACGUGCGCCGUUCCCACGCACACGUGCACACACACGAACAUUCACAGUCACGUUGCAACAUGCCACACAACAUCUGUUUGAAUAAAUCAUUACGUCUUUUGUGCAUUAUCUUAUUGGCAUUGCACAAUGCGCGCGGAAAUGCCGGCGAGGUUAAAAAGAACGUGCUGUUAUUGCUCGCUGAUGAUGGAGGAUUCGAAAUGCGAUCCUACUUAAACAAGAUCUGUCAGACUCCCAAUUUGGAUAAACUAGCGAAGGAGAGUCUACUGUUCAAUAACGCGUACACAUCAGUCAGUAGCUGUUCACCAAGCCGCUCAGCGAUAUUGACUGGAUUGCCAAGCCAUCAAAAUGGAAUGUAUGGCCUUCAUCAUGGAGUUCAUCACUUUAAUUCUUUUGAUGAUGUUCAAAGUUUGCCGAAAAUACUAAAGAGAAAUAAUAUACGUACAGUAUCAUACUCCUUUUACGCAGGAAUCAUCGGCAAGAAACACGUAGGCCCGAGUGAAGUUUAUCCGUUUGAUUUCGCGUAUACGGAGGAAAACAAUUCUAUACUCCAAGUGGGUCGCAAUAUUACUUACAUAAAGCUUUUGGUCCGCGAGUUCCUUUCGCAAAAUAAAACGCAACCCUUCUUCUUAUACGUCGCCUUCCACGAUCCACAUCGUUGUGGGCACAGCAAUCCGGAGUAUGGCAAUUUUUGCGAGAAAUUCGGUAACGGUGAUGUCGGAAUGGGUACGAUUCCCGAUUGGAACCCGAUAUAUUAUCAAUGGGAGCAAGUUAAAGUGCCCUACUAUGUUCCAAAUACUGAAGCUGCUAGGAGAGAUAUUGCCGCCCAAUAUACAACGAUAUCUCGUUUGGACAAAGGUGUUGGCCUUGUUCUUGAAGAACUGGAAAAAGCGGGAUUCAAAGACGACACUUUGGUAAUCUAUACCUCCGAUAAUGGCAUACCUUUCCCAAAUGGUCGCACGAAUUUGUACGAUUCAGGUCUCGCCGAGCCCAUGAUGAUUUCAUCACCGAUUCGCGAUCACAGGAAAAACAGCGUGACGUAUAGCAUGACAUCCUUACUGGAUAUAGUACCGACAAUACUAGACUGGUUUAAUGUAACUUACACGGAUCAAUCGUUGGAUACCAAUGAGGUAUCUUCUCCGCAACUCACUGGCAAGUCGCUUCUGCCAUUACUCGUUGAAGAACCGAUGGAAAAUAAUACGGCGGUGUUUGCUAGCCAGACACAUCAUGAAGUUACCAUGUACUAUCCCAUGCGUGCGAUCAGGACCAAACAUUACAAGCUCAUACACAACAUCAAUUAUAGAAUGCCGUUCCCAAUCGAUCAAGACUUUUACGUAUCGCCGACAUUCCAGGAUAUCCUAAACAGAACACGGAGCCAUCAAUUUUUACCGUGGUACAAAACAUUGAAGAAAUAUUACGAGAGACCGGAAUGGGAGUUGUAUGAUUUAAAGUACGAUCCGGAGGAGUUGAAUAAUAUAGCUCUAAAGCCAUCGGUAAAGAGCGUGUUUGUUGAGCUGCAAGAACGACUAUUUAAUUGGCUGAAAGUAACGAAGGAUCCAUGGCUGUGUGCACCUGAUGGUGUUCUUGAGAAUGCCGGACUUAACAAGGACAAUCCUCAAUGUAUGCCACUGAACAAUUUGAGCGAUUGAGAAAAUUUGUUCCUGAUGUGUUGCUAUCGACGUCUUUUGCAUUCUAAUUUUGUGCAUUUUAUAGCAGCAAUAAUAUUCAAUAUAAAUCAUAAGAGAUAAUACUCAAUUGUACUACAAUUUUUGAUAUUCAUGUUAUAAUUUAUAUCAUAAUUUAAUAUUUAACGCAAUGUAAAUUACAUAUAAUAAAUGUUAAUGUUCAUUUAAAUUUUAAUACAUAGGACAUUAAGUAACACAAUGUAAAGAUAACUUUAUAACAAAGAUAAUAUAAAUAUAUUCACCAAUUUGAA